AUGCUGCACCUGAAAGUCCAGUUUCUGGAUGACUCCCAGAAGAUCUUCGUAGUUGAUCAAAAAUCCUGCGGAAAAGGGCUGUUCAACCUCACCUGCAGCCACCUCAACCUUGCAGAGAAGGAGUACUUUGGGCUGGAGUUUUGCAGCCAGGCUGGGAACCACGUCUGGUUGGAACCACUAAAACCCAUAACAAAACAAGUCAAAAAUCCUAAGGAGAUUCUUUUCAAAUUUAUGGUGAAAUUUUUCCCAGUGGACCCCGGCCAUCUGCGAGAAGAGCUGACCAGGUACCUCUUCACCCUCCAGAUCAAGAAGGACCUGGCACUGGGGCAGCUGCCCUGCAGCGACAAGAGUGCGGCGCUGCUUGUCUCCCACCUGCUGCAGUCCGAGCUGGGUGACUUCCACGAGGAGACAGACCAGCAGCACCUGGCGACCCACAGGUACCUGCCCAACCAGGAGUACUUGGACAACAAGAUCAUGCACUACCACCGGCGACACGGAGGGAAGACGCCGGCCGAGUCGGAUGUUCAGCUGCUGGAUGUGGCCAGGAAGCUGGAGAUGUACGGGAUUCGCCCGCACCCCGCCAGCGACGGCGAGGGGACGCAGAUCAACCUGGCUGUGACGCACAUGGGGGUGCUGGUCCUGCGGGGCAAUACAAAGAUCAACACGUUCAACUGGUCCAAAAUUCGCAAACUGAGUUUCAAGAGGAAGCAUUUUCUCAUCAAGCUCCAUGCAAAUAUCUCUGCGCUGUGCAAGGACACACUGGAGUUCACCAUGGCGAGCCGGGACGCCUGCAAGGCAUUCUGGAAGACUUGUGUGGAGUACCAUGCCUUCUUCAGGCUGUCUGAGGAGCCCAAAUCAAAGCCCAAAGCCCUCCUGUGCAGCAAGGGCUCCAGUUUCCGCUACAGCGGGAGGACACAGAGGCAGCUGCUGGAGCACCAGAGGAAGGCGAAGAUGAAGAGUUUGCCCUUUGAGAGGAAGCACUACGCGUCCCGCUACGAUGAGAGGCAGUGCCGCUCCUCCCCGGACCUCCUGACAGACAUCUCCAAGCAGACGUUCGCCGCUGAGCUGGAGCGCUCCAAGCCUGAAGCAUCCCCCACUUUCCUGCCCCACUCCAAAAGCUCGUCUGCCUUCCCCCUGCUCUACGCCGAGCUGGAGCUGGAGCGGGCAUGGGAGCCCACUGACCUCUUUGGUGCCAGGAACCCGUUGACAUCCUUUCGGCCCCACCACCAGUUUUCUGGGAACAGUAAAAGCCCCUCGGUGGGCAACAUGCGGGAGGUGAGUGCCCGGCCGCUGGUGUACAUGGACGUGCCGUGCCCCCCACCCAUGGCCACCCCAGCCCCUCAGGUCCUCUUCUAUGUGGACAGAGCCCCGCAGCCCCCAUGUCAUGCACCGGUGCCCAGCGAGGAUGCAGAGCAGCCUCCCAAGCGGUCUUGGAGCCAGUCAGACAUGAAAACCAUCCGCUUCCCCUACGGCUCCGAGUUCAGGCCCCUGGGGCCGUGCCCCGCGCUCAGCAGCCGCAAAGCCACCGUCUUUCGGCACGCGCCAGCCCAGCCAGGGCUGGCGCCGGGGCUGCGGCGCUCUGCCGAGCGCUACGAUGUGACUGCAAGGAGAGGGCAGCUCAGUAAAUCCAUGGAUAAGAAACCACUGUGA
Molecule: messenger RNA, 1650 nt
Organism: Tauraco erythrolophus (red-crested turaco)
Lineage: Eukaryota; Metazoa; Chordata; Aves; Musophagiformes; Musophagidae
Source: RefSeq, a predicted model, not a curated record